AUGGCUACCUCUGCUCCAGGAGAAAAAUUCGUCGCCGAGAAGGACGUGCCGCGGUCGCCUGAGGCGCACGAUGUAGAGCAUGGACACUCUGAACAGAAGAGUUUGGCUCGUAACCUCCAGGGUCGUCACAUGCAGAUGAUAGCCAUUGGUGGCUCUAUCGGUGCCGGUCUCUUUGUCGGUUCUGGUUCGUCUCUGCAGUCAGGCGGCCCUGCGUCACUCGUGAUUGGCUUCAUCGUUAUUGGUAUCAUGUUACUCUGCACCGUGCAGGCUCUGGGUGAGCUUGCAGUCUUGUAUCCGAUCAAUGGCGCAUUCUAUCAGUAUGGAGUGCGGUUUAUCGAUCCAGCAUGGGGCUUCGCCAUGGGUUGGCAAUAUGCGAUUGGGUGGUUACUCACUCUUCCCUUCGAGAUCACGGCCGCCGGCAUCACAAUCAGUUAUUGGCAUGAAUACAACAUAGCCAUUUGGAUCGUGGUGUUCUUGACCACCUUGAUCAUCGUGCAAUUUUUUGGCGUGAGGGGGUAUGGUGAAGUCGAAUUCGUUCUCGGCGUCAUCAAGGUCGUUGCUGUCCUUGGUUUCAUCAUUUUCGGUAUCAUCGUUGAUUGUGGAGGUAUCCCAGGCGAUCAUCGAGGCUAUAUUGGAUUUCGAUGCUGGAAUGACUCAGCUAACGGCAACGUAGCUUUCCGUAAUGGCUUCAAGGGCUUCUGUUCUGUCUUUGUCAACGCCGCUUUCGCCUUUGGUGGAACUGAACUUGUUGGACUCGCCGCUGCUGAAGCUGCUGAUCCGAGGAAGUCGCUUCCAAAAGCCACUAAGCAAGUGUUCUGGCGUAUUGCGGGCUUUUACGUCGUCUCGCUCCUGAUCAUGGGUCUCAUCGUACCGAACAGUUCCCCCGAUCUCCUCAACUCAUCCGGUGCGAAUACCAAAGCGUCUCCCUUCGUCCUUGCAAUCGUAUACGCCGGUGUGAAGGGACUACCGUCUGUCUUCAACGCUGUUAUAACGAUUUCGGUCAUGUCAGUCGCCAACUCUUGUACUUACGGUUCGACACGUACAAUGCAAGCUCUAGCCCAGGGCGGUAUGGGUCCUAAAUGGCUGGCCUGGAUUGACAAGAAGGGCCGGCCGGUAUGGCCCGUUGUCAUCCAGAUGGCCUUCGGUCUUCUUGCGUUCAUCAACGAAGCUGAGACUGGGUCCACCGUCUUCAACUGGCUUCUCGCAUUGACCGGUCUAUCCUCAUUCUUCGUCUGGGGAUCCAUCUGUUUGUCACACAUUCGAUUUCGCCAUGCAUGGAAAGCCGCCGGUCGCAGCGUCGAUGACCUUCCGUUCAAGUCGCAACUUGGCGUGAUCGGCUCUUACGUCGGUUGCUUCCUGGUGGUGAUCUGUUUGAUGGGGACAUUCUACAUCUCAUUGUUCCCCAUUGGAGGCAGUCCAAAUGCCGAGGCCUUCUUCGAAUCAUAUAUCGCAGCACCCAUUGUCAUUGCGUUGUUCCUAUUCUGGAAGACCUGGACUCGCGAUUGGUCCUUUGGAGUGAAACUCAGGGAUGUCGAUCUCGAUGCUGGAAGGAGAGAUUUUGACGAUCUUCCGCCGACAGAACCAGAACAAAGAAACAACAGCAUCGGACGCAGAUUAAGUAGUGCCCUCUUCUAG
This is a messenger RNA of Exophiala viscosa, 1635 nucleotides long. RefSeq names its product amino acid permease. Gene Ontology annotation, cellular component: membrane. NCBI's taxonomy places the organism in Eukaryota, Fungi, Ascomycota, Eurotiomycetes, Chaetothyriales, Herpotrichiellaceae. The coding region runs from base 1 to 1635 and encodes 544 amino acids. Gene Ontology annotation, biological process: amino acid transmembrane transport. The record is from RefSeq and is a predicted model, not a curated record. The transcript is spliced from 8 exons. Gene Ontology annotation, molecular function: amino acid transmembrane transporter activity.